This is a messenger RNA of Aspergillus calidoustus, 1044 nucleotides long. The record is from the annotation of a GenBank genome assembly. NCBI's taxonomy places the organism in Eukaryota, Fungi, Ascomycota, Eurotiomycetes, Eurotiales, Aspergillaceae.
AUGGUGCUGGCGAGAGAUGCCAUCUUGGCUGGCACAUUGCUUGAUCCGGAUUUUGUGACGAUUCUUGCGCAAGGAAGUUCACCCCCUUUCCCAUCAGAUAUUGACAUCCCCGCCCUACGUGUGUUGACGAAUGAGGCGAAGUCGAAAGCGCGUUCCGCCCAAGGCCCUCAUCCAGAUAUCAUAGAACGGGACAUCACGAUCCCUACGCGCGAUGGAGCCUCAAUCCUCGCCCAUGUCUAUUAUCCCGCACAUCCGGCUGCUGGACGCAGUACAACGCUGCCGGUGUUUGUCUUUUUCCAUGGUGGCGGUUUCUGCAUCGGCAGUCGCCACGAUGAUUUCGAGUCGAACCGCGCCAUAGCACUGAGAAACAAUGUCGUUGUUAUCAGCCCUGAAUAUCGCCUGGCUCCAGAGCAUCCUUUUCCGACCGCCGUGUAUGAUGGCCUUGACACCUUGCAGUGGGUAGCAGCCAAUGUGCAUCUAAUCCAUCCGUCUGCGUCGAUACCCGCCGGCCUAAUAAUAGGUGGUACCUCCUCUGGCGGGAAUAUCGCAAAUGCUGUACUUUACCUCAACCGCGAUCAAGAGAAUGUUGUGCCGGUAACGGGUCAAUUUCUGAGCGUUGCACCUCUGCUCCCAUGGCCAGUGCUACCGGAAAAGUACCGCAAGGCUUAUACGAGCGCCGAGGAGAACCGGGCUUAUGCCAUACCCCCGCCAGAGAUGGUCCGCUCGUUUCUGUCCGCGUACAAACCCGAUAUCUAUUCGCCCCUGAUGGUACCUUUUAACCAUCCCAGAGGCCAUGUGGGCAUUCCGCCGACGUACUUCCAAGUCUGUGGCCUGGACACUCUGCGCGAUGAGACCUUGAUUUACGAGCAAGUCCUACGCGAGGAGAACUCGAUUCCGACACGUCUCGAUUAUUAUCCGGGUCUGCCGCAUCAUUUUUGGGAGUUUUUCCCCCAGCUGACGAAACAUGUAAAGAGGAGGACAGACGACACAGUGGAAGGGGUCAAGUGGUUGUUGGAAGCUGGGGUGGAAAUGAGGGCUGGCUAA